AUGCCCCCUCACCCCCUCGAGCUCCCUUCCACUCUCUCCCCGGACGCCCUCGACACCCUCACCGAGCUGACAGGCAUCCUCACUCGGUUGCGCACCGCGAUCCAGAACUCCGGCUCCGUCGGCGGCAUCACUGGCGCCACGCCCGCUGGUACCGGCCCUGGCGCGACCCCGAACCCGCUCGGCGCCAGCCCCAACGCCCCUCUGUCCCUCAAGGAUGUGCCCGCCCAGACCGACGCGCUGAAGCACAAGCUCCAGCGGGCCCGCACGCAGAUGCGCCAGCUCCCAGAUAUGGAUCGCUCCAUCGACGAGCAGGAGGAAGAGAUAAAGCAGCUCGAGGAGCGCAUCAAGAUGCAGCGCGAGGUGCUGGACCGGUUGAGGGACGCGGGUGUCAAGUUUGGUCACGAGGAGGGUGGAACGGGCGAUAAGAUGGAGACGGAAUGA
Colletotrichum graminicola M1.001 is the source of this 441-nucleotide messenger RNA. RefSeq lists its product as uncharacterized. Gene Ontology annotation, molecular function: transcription coregulator activity. Lineage: Eukaryota; Fungi; Ascomycota; Sordariomycetes; Glomerellales; Glomerellaceae. The record is from RefSeq and is a predicted model, not a curated record. Bases 1 to 441 code for a protein of 146 amino acids. Gene Ontology annotation, biological process: regulation of transcription by RNA polymerase II. Gene Ontology annotation, cellular component: mediator complex. The transcript has a single exon.